AUGGCGGCCGCUAGUAGCGGCGACCCAGGGGGGUCAGUUGGACGCCGACUGCCAUUGUAUUUGGAUCCAACAAACAGUUUUGGCGAGUUAACGUACCUCCAACUGUCUGGUAAGAAUGGUGUUACGCUGCCGUUCAACCCAUACAUUAUCGGGAAAUCAGUUGAGGCUUGUGCUGGUGGCGAAAUUGAAGAUGCGAAAUCGGAAGCACAAGGCACCAAGGACACCCUGAUGGUACGUAAUCCGACUCAAGUGACCAAGCUUCUCAAAUUGACGAGACUCAUCGACGGAACGGAGGUUGAAGUUGUUCCCCAUCCCAACCUGAAUGUAUGUAGAUGUAUCAUCUCCACAUUCGACCUGAUUCGGAUGGAAGAGAAAGAUAUAUUAGCAGAGAUGGCCAAAGAUAACGUCAUCCGUGUGCAGAGGAUCACCAGAUACACGGACGGCAAGAAAAUAAAUACACCGGCAUUGAUCUUAACUUUCUGCAAGACCACGUACCCGGAGACCAUUAAGGUCGGUCUGAGACGUGUCCCAACCCGCCCGUACAUUCCGAAUCCUAUGCUCUGCUAUGGAUGCUUUAGCUAUGGGCAUACUCGUGCUCGAUGUCCCGGACCGCAGCGUUGUGUCAACUGUUCAGGCGAGUUUCAUGGAGACGAAUGCGGUGAAGCAACACUGUGUUUAAACUGCAAAGGAGACCACCGACCAACAAACCGCCAGUGCCCGGUGUAUAAGAAAGAAGUUGAGAUAAUCAAAGUGAAAGUACGUGACAACCUGAGUUUUCCGGAAGCCAGAAAACGCGUCGAGCAGCAGGCAGGUAGCUACGCCCAGGUUGCUGCUCAACAGAAAGACAAAGAAAUUGCAAGAUUACAAGAGGAAAGCAAACAAAAAGACGAGAAGAUAGAACGAAUGAUGGCAGUCAUAGAGAAGAUGAAUCACCAAACUGGUCAAGAAAAAUCACGUCAAAACCGUGAACAAUCUGUUAGUCGCGAAAAACCGCACAGUAGCCGAGAAAAGCGUAUAACAACAAUUACAACCGGACCGGUAACCCGAUCCCGAACCAACUCUCCAGCUGUAAAGGAAACGAAACGCGGACGAUCAUCGAAACAAAACACCAACAAACCAGCCACGUCACCGGAUCCAAGCCCACCUCCGAAGAAAACCGCCAUUAGUACGCACGACCUCACGCAAAUGGAUUACUCCGGCGAAGAAUCUGAGGCAUCGGAGACACCCCCAAAUCAGCAUCUUCGAUAG
Molecule: messenger RNA, 1248 nt
Organism: Aedes albopictus (Asian tiger mosquito)
Lineage: Eukaryota; Metazoa; Arthropoda; Insecta; Diptera; Culicidae
Exons: 1
Coding region: 1-1248 (415 amino acids)
Source: RefSeq, a predicted model, not a curated record